Molecule: messenger RNA, 1869 nt
Organism: Hyaloscypha bicolor E
Lineage: Eukaryota; Fungi; Ascomycota; Leotiomycetes; Helotiales; Hyaloscyphaceae
Product: ATP-dependent rRNA helicase spb4
Exons: 2
Coding region: 1-1869 (622 amino acids)
Cellular component (GO): nucleolus
Molecular function (GO): ATP binding; nucleic acid binding
Source: RefSeq, a predicted model, not a curated record
AUGGCUCCCGAGUCAAACAAGAAGAAAGAUCCUAGAGCUUGGGACGGUCUGACUCCUCCUUUGGCAGAAUGGAUCUUAGACGCCAUUGCCGCCAUGGGGUUUGGGAGAAUGACACCCGUCCAAGCCUCAACUAUUCCCCUCUUUCUGGGUAACAAAGACGUUGUUGUCGAGGCUGUCACUGGUAGCGGAAAGACUUUGGCCUUUUUGAUACCCGUUGUGGAAAAGCUAUUGCGAUUAGAAGAGCCCAUCAAAAAACACCAUGUUGGCGCAAUCAUUGUCUCACCAACCCGUGAGCUCGCGACCCAAAUACAUUCCAUUCUUCUCUCUCUCCUCGCCUUUCAUGGGCCAUCGGCGGAAGCCUUAAAGCCUUUGGAGGAGGACGAGAAGAGAAAGCCAUCACCCAACCUCACGGUUGUCCCCCAACUUCUUCUCGGCGGGACAACGACACCGGCGCAAGAUCUUAGCAGAUUCCUCAAGAAUAGCCCAAACCUUCUUAUAUCUACUCCUGGAAGACUUCUCGAGCUUCUCUCCUCCCCGCAUGUUCACUGCCCGCAAUCUUCAUUCGAAGUGCUUGUUCUGGAUGAAGCAGACAGGUUACUGGAUCUAGGGUUCAAGGAUGAUUUACAGCAGAUCUUGGGACGUUUGCCAAAACAAAGACGAACAGGACUGUUCAGUGCCAGUGUCAGCGAAGCCGUUGGAGAAAUCGUGCGAGUCGGGUUGAGAAAUCCGGUCAAGAUUGCCGUGAAAGUUAAGAGCGCGACUGGAGAUGACAAAAGAACGCCAGCAAGCCUACAAAUGUCAUACUUAAUGACCCCACCAAGUCACAAAUUUCCUGCACUCCUCUCACUGCUAUCUAAAUUAGAUCCUACCCCCCAGAAGACGAUUGUCUAUCUCUCGACUUGUGCGGCGGUCGACUACUUUCAACACAUCCUCUCUGCAUUACUCCCCGCUCAAUUCUCUCUGCUUCCACUUCAUGGAAAGCACCCACCCAACAUCCGACAGAAAAAUUUCUCAAAAUAUAUCACAGCCGUCACCCCAACUAUCCUUCUCACGACCGACGUUGCGGCACGAGGUCUCGAUAUCCCUCAAGUCGAUCUUGUCGUCCAAAUCGACCCACCUUCCGACCCGAAAGUCUUCCUCCACCGCUGUGGACGAGCAGGUCGAGCAGGUAGAAAAGGCCUGAGUGUGAUACUCCUCCAGCCUGGUCGAGAAGAAGACUACAUCCCCUUCCUCGAAGUUCGAAAGACACCGAUUUCUCUUCUGAAGCAUCCCGCAAUAUCAAUCACAGACAACGAUGCGAAUCUCGUCACUUCCAAAAUGCGAGAAGAAGUCCUAGCGGAUCGGGCUCUAUACGACAAAGGUCAACGAGCUUUCGUGAGCUGGGUGAGGGCUUACUCGAAGCAUCAAGCUAGUAGUAUCUUUCGAGUUGCUGAUCUCGAUUGGGCGGAGCUAGGUAAUGCUUGGGGCCUUGUCCGCCUCCCUAAGAUGCCCGAGUUGAAGAAAUGGGAUGGCGACAAAACGUUAGGUGUGAAACUAGAUAUGACAGAGUAUGCUUAUAAGGAUAAAAUCAGGGAAAGGGCUAGGAGAGUGGCAAUGGCAGAGGAGAAGAAUAAGGAGCCGUAUGCGCCAAGUGAGGAAGCGCUGAGGAAGAGGAAGGAAAGAGAAGCGUGGAGUCAGAAGCAUGAGCAGCAGGAUGUCAAAGAAGCUAGGAGGGAGAAGAAGAGGAGAAAGUGGGAGGCUGAGAGAUUGGAGAAGAUGACUGAGGAAGAAAGAGCCAAAGAAAGGGAGGUUCAGGAGUUGGUUGAGCAAGUUAGAAAAAAAAGGCUGGAGGAAGAAAAUGAUGAGGAGUUCCGAGGGUUUGAUGAGUAG